Molecule: messenger RNA, 2528 nt
Organism: Ornithorhynchus anatinus (platypus)
Lineage: Eukaryota; Metazoa; Chordata; Mammalia; Monotremata; Ornithorhynchidae
Gene: NLGN3
Product: neuroligin 3
Exons: 7
Coding region: 269-2425 (718 amino acids)
Biological process (GO): neuron cell-cell adhesion; modulation of chemical synaptic transmission; chemical synaptic transmission
Cellular component (GO): postsynaptic specialization membrane; cell surface; synapse
Molecular function (GO): neurexin family protein binding; signaling receptor activity
Source: RefSeq, a predicted model, not a curated record
CCUGGGCCUGGGCCCGGGGGCGGGGGGCCGGGCCCCGGCGCCCACCGUCAACACCCGCUUCGGGAAGCUGAGGGGCUCCCGCGUGCCGCUGCCCAGCGAGAUCCUGGGCCCCGUCGACCAGUACCUGGGGGUGCCCUACGCCGCGCCCCCGACGGGCGACCGGCGCUUCCUGCCCCCCGACCCGCCCCCGUCCUGGUCGGGCGUCCGGAACGCCACGCGCUUCCCGCCCGUCUGCCCCCAGAACGUCCACACGGCCGUGCCCGAGGUCAUGCUGCCCGUCUGGUUCGCCGCCAACCUGGACGUCGUGGCCGCCUACGUCCGGGACCCCAGCGAGGACUGCCUCUACCUCAACGUCUACGUGCCCACCGAGGACGUAAAGCGGAUUUCCAAGGAAUGCGCCCGAAAACCCAACAAGAAAAUAUGUAGGAAAGGAGGAUCCGGCAGUAAGAAACAGGGCCAGGACUUAGCCGAUAAUGACGGGGACGAAGACGAAGACAUCCGGGACGGGGGCAGCAAGCCGGUCAUGGUCUACAUCCACGGCGGCUCCUACAUGGAGGGCACCGGCAACAUGAUCGACGGCUCCGUCCUCGCCAGCUACGGGAACGUCAUCGUCGUCACCCUCAACUACCGCGUCGGCGUCCUCGGUUUCCUGAGCACGGGAGACCAGGCGGCCAAGGGCAACUACGGGCUGCUGGACCAGAUCCAGGCCCUGCGCUGGGUCAGCGAGAACAUCGCCUUCUUCGGCGGGGACCCCCGACGCAUCACCGUCUUCGGCUCCGGCAUCGGGGCCUCGUGCGUCAGCCUGCUGACCCUGUCCCACCACUCCGAGGGGCUGUUCCAGAGAGCCAUCAUCCAGAGCGGUUCGGCCCUGUCCAGCUGGGCGGUCAACUACCAGCCGGCCAAGUACACCGGCCUGCUGGCGGACAAGGUGGGCUGCAACGUGCUGGACACGGCCGACCUGGUGGACUGCCUGCGGCAGAAGAGCGCCAAGGAGCUGGUGGAGCAGGACAUCCAGCCGGCCCGCUACCACGUGGCCUUCGGGCCGGUCAUCGACGGCGACGUCAUCCCGGACGACCCGGAGAUCCUCAUGGAGCAGGGCGAGUUCCUCAACUACGACAUCAUGCUGGGCAUCAACCAGGGCGAGGGCCUCAAGUUCGUCGAGGGGGCGGUGGACCCCGAGGACGGCGUCUCGGGGGCCGCCUUCGACUACUCCGUGUCCAACUUCGUGGACAACCUGUACGGCUACCCCGAGGGGAAGGACACCCUCCGGGAGACCAUCAAGUUCAUGUACACGGACUGGGCCGACCGGGACAACCCGGAGACCCGCCGCAAGACGCUGGUGGCCCUCUUCACCGACCACCAGUGGGUCGAGCCGUCGGUGGUGACCGCCGACCUCCACGCCCGCUACGGCUCGCCCACCUACUUCUACGCCUUCUACCACCACUGCCAGAGCCUCAUGAAGCCGGCCUGGUCCGACGCGGCCCACGGCGACGAGGUGCCCUACGUCUUCGGGGUGCCCAUGCUGGGCCCCACCGACCUCUUCCCCUGCAACUUCUCCAAGAACGACGUCAUGCUCAGCGCCGUCGUCAUGACCUACUGGACCAACUUCGCCAAGACCGGGGACCCCAACAAGCCGGUGCCCCAGGACACCAAAUUCAUCCACACGAAGGCCAACCGGUUCGAGGAGGUGGCCUGGGCCAAGUACAACCCCCGCGACCAGCUGUACCUCCACAUCGGGCUCAAGCCGCGGGUCCGGGACCACUACCGGGCCACCAAGGUGGCCUUCUGGAAGCACCUGGUGCCCCACCUCUACAACCUCCACGACAUGUUCCACUACACGUCCACCACCACCACCAAGGUGCCCGGGCCGGACGCCACCCGCCGGCCCGGCCCCCCGGCCCGGCCCACGCAGCGGCCGGCCGGGGCCCCGGCCUACAGCCACGAGGGGGCCCGGGACGGGGGCCGCGCCGCCGCCGGCCCCCCGCCCGGCGCCGACCCCCGGGACUACUCCACCGAGCUGAGCGUCACCAUCGCCGUGGGCGCCUCCCUCCUCUUCCUCAACGUGCUGGCCUUCGCCGCCCUGUACUACCGCAAGGACAAGCGGCGGCGGGACCCGCCCCGGCCCCCCAGCCCCCGGCGGGGGCCCGAGGAGGAGAUGGCCGCCCUGAGGCUGGGCCCGGGGACCCCCGAGGGCGAGGCGGCCGGGGCCGACGCCGCCCCCCGCGACGCCCUGCGCCUGGCCGCCCUCCCCGACUACGCCCUGACGUUGUGCCGCUCCCCGGACGACCCCCCGCUGGUCACCCCCAACACCAUCACCAUGAUCCCCAACUCCCUGGUGGGGCUGCAGACCCUGCACCCCUACACCUUCGCCGCGGGCUUCGCCGGGACGGGGCUCCCGCACUCGCACUCCACCACCCGCGUAUAACCGCCGGCCCGGGGGGGCGACGCCGCCCUCCCCCCGGGGGCCCGGGCGACCCCCGGCCUCCCCGACGGCCUCCCGCCUCCGCUCGCGCUCUCCCCUCUCCGCC